Molecule: messenger RNA, 534 nt
Organism: Mesorhabditis belari
Lineage: Eukaryota; Metazoa; Nematoda; Chromadorea; Rhabditida; Rhabditidae
Source: the annotation of a GenBank genome assembly
AUGAAUAUUCGUUUUCUUUGUCGAUUGCUACUUCUAUUCUUCUUGCUCUGUCUGUUCACCGAGUCUAGAGAGAAUCGAGUCGAGUCUAGCGGGUCGAGUCAAGUCUAUUCGAAAAAUGGUCCAAAUACGCCUACGCGACCUAGGGAUCCCAAUAAAAUCGGCGAUUUUCAUAGAGAUCGAGUCCAGGAGGAGGAGCGGAGGAAAGCAGCCCUUCGUGAGAUGUGCAAUCGAUUGACGUAUAUUGGAGUCAUUUGUCAUUGGCUCGACUACGUUUCCCCGUUCAUUUUCACUGUGAUAAUUGAAGCAGUUUUGUGGAAAUUGUUACCGUAUCUUCCUCCCGAAAUUAAACGUUUUCUGCCGAAGAGAUUUCAGCGAAACGAAACGGGAAAUCAGAGACACCCAUCAAGGUUGAGCGACGAUCAGAGGGUCCGUCUGAUCGACUCGUCGACUCAAACUGAUCCCUCCUCGAUUCGUCCCCUUCCUCUAGAUCGGAAUGAUAGUGAAACGUCUCUCGGUACCGAUGAGGAAAUCAAU